UGCGCCGCCACGCCCCCGCGCUUGGCGCUGUCCGGUGCUCUGGUGCUGAACACUGGGUACGAAUACAAGCCAACAGCCUGCAGCGCUGAGGACUGCCUGCACGCAGCAGUACUGCAUGGAGCCAGAGGACAGAUCUGCCAGGAUGAAUAAGCUUAAAGUUCAAACCUGUCACCUGGAUGGAUCGUACGGUGGACAACUAUGAAGGAAAUGUUACUCAAGUGUUUCUUUUUUCUUUUUUAAUGAUUUUCUACCACCUCCCCGAGUCGCUUGGAGGUACAUAACUUACCACCAACAUGAUUUGGGGUGUUUUGUUAUGCUGCCUUCUGACGCCAGCUUCUGGAUAUCAAACACAGGAGCGACUGCCUUUCUUUCACGGGCAUGUUUUUGAGAACUCGCCGGCGGGUUCCAAAGUAAUCGGACUUGGCAUUCCGGUGAGGCGCAUCAACGCGCAAAAAUGGUGCCCUGUCUCCGGGAUGCACUUCAAACUGUAUGGGAACGGAAGCGAAGAUUUCCGCGUCUUCGCCCACCACAAGCGGGGAAAUAUAUUGCUGAAAACUUCCAGGGUUUUAGACAGAGAAGCUCGCUCAGAAUACCUGCUGAACAUGGGUUUACGUUGUCAGACCUGGGUGUCAGAGUCUGUGGUUUUCGAGGUUGCGUCUGUAAAAGUGGACGUUUUGGACACCAACGACCAUGAACCCACUUUUCGCAGUGCAGACGCCGUUCACAUAACUUUAGACGACACCACAGCCCUCCGUAGUGUGGUUUACAGGCUGGAGGCUGUUGACGCAGACAGCGGCAAGAACGCAGAGUUAACAUACAUAUCUAUCCCUCAAAAUGGCAGUUUCUAUGUUGUCCCAAAAACAGGGGAAGUUUUGCUGGUUGACUCUAUCUUGGGGCUCCCCUCUAAAGUUAAAUUCUGUGUUUUUGCCAGAGAUCACGGAUGGCCCCCUCUGACCAGCAGAGGUGUAGUGGUCACUGUUGUUCCACACCGGUGGGCAACGCGUCUGGCUGAAUUAGCGGGGUCAGGGCGCGCAGGUCGCCGGCCCAGGGCGUUACUUGAACCCGGCACUGUGAUCUCCCUCAACGUGUCUGAAGAUGCCAACAUCGGUUCAGUCAUAACGAGCCUGAAUCCGACCAGGUUUCAGUCAGCCGUCUACGAGUUGAUUUACCCGGAGUCAGAGAGCGGCCCGGUCACAGUGGGGCGCGACAGUGGAGAUAUCACGAUAACCAGGAGGCUGGAUAGGGAGACAGAGCCUUUCGUGGAGCUUACUGUUAAGAUUCAGGAUAAACGAGGCCCAGACUGGUACCUGAACAAGGUGAAGCUGAAGAUCACUGAUGUCAACGACAACGUUCCUGAGUGGAAUAUGAAGCCCUACCCUUACCUGGCUGUAGUUUCCCAUGAGGCCCCUGCGGGAACAUUUGUCUACCAGCUCCAGGCUCAGGAUGAUGAUGAGGGUAAAAGCGGGGAGUUGGAAUACUUUUUGUCAGAUGGCGGUGAUGGCUGCUUUGUAGUAGACAAGAAGACAGGCCAGGUGGUGACCACGGGGCUGGUGCUUCAGCAGGACAGAGAGUACUUGUUAAGCGUGGUGGCUCUUGACGGUCUGGGCAGUCGCAGUGCCCCCGCUAUGCUCUCUGUGGUGGCAGGAGCCCGAGCACCACAGUUCACCAACACAAGCUAUGUCAUCUCCAUACCAGAAAACACACCUGAAGGACAACCCUUCCUGGUGGUGUCUGCCAUUUCCUUCCAGAAGCAGCCAGUCAGCUACAGCCUCCUGAUCAAUCCCAGCAGCCUUUUCAGCAUCAGAACGGCGACAGGGGAGAUCAGUCUAACCCGGACACUAGAUUAUGAGAGUGACCAGAGACGUUACCUGCUGAUGGUGCGAGCCAGCGAGGAUCCUGGAGGCCUAAGCACUGCCACGGAGGUUCAGGUGUUGAUAACAGAUGAGAAUGACUGCGUCCCAGAGUUCCUCCAGUCCAUCUACAGUGUGGAUGGAGUCCCUGAAACUGUAACCACGGCAACAUCCCUACUACAGGUGCUGGCCACAGACUGUGACUCAGGGUUAAAUGCUGAGCUCACCUAUUACACCCUGAGUCCGGACUUCAGCAUUUCACCCCACGGGACUGUUUUUCCAGCGGGCCGGCUGGACUAUGAGAGGCCUAACCAUCUGUAUGAAUUUGUGGUGAUGGCGGUGGACAGCGGAGACGAGCCUCACUCCGGCACUGCCACAGUCCGUGUGAGAAUGGCCAAUGUCAACGAUGAAGCCCCUGAAUUCUCCCAGCCUGUGUAUCGAACAUUUGUUUCUGAAGAUGCAGGACCCAACACCCUUGUCGCCACAGUUCUGGCCAAAGACCCAGAUGGCGAUGGUAUUAUCUACUCCAUAACGGCGGGCAAUGAGGAAGGAAAUUUCAUCAUCGACAGCCAGAAAGGGUUGAUUCGUCUCCGCUCCACUCCCCUGCCAAAGCUUCAAGGCCUGGAGUACGUCCUCAAUGUAACAGCCACGGAUGAUAAUGCAUCAGGCGGGCCUCACUCUCUCUCCUCCACUGCCCGUGUCAUCGUUGGAGUUGACGAUGUCAACAACAACAAACCGGUUUUUGAGGAGUGCCAGCAAUAUCGUGAGCAGGCCUCUGUGCUGGAGAACCAGCCAACGGGGACUUUUGUGUUGCAAGUGCAUGCUGUGGAUGCAGAUGAGGGAGCAAAUGGAAAAGUCAAAUAUGGCUUAAUGCACAGAGACAGCGCCAUGGCUGCCUUCAGAAUUCAUCCAGACACAGGAGUAAUUGUGACAGCCAGGCGGUUCGACAGGGAGCGGCAGAGAGAGUAUUCAAUUACAGUAACAGCCACUGACUGGGCGGAGGAGCCGCUCAUCGGCAUCUGCCAGCUCACCAUCCAGAUACUGGACCAGAAUGAUAAUAGCCCCAAGUUUGAGAAUUUGCGCUAUGAGUACUUUUUGAGAGAAGACACUUUGGUCGGUACCAGUUUUCUGCGUGUGGCGGCUCACGAUGAUGACUUUGGCACUAAUGCGGCGAUCACUUAUUCCAUGUCCCUGGAGCAGCCGGAGUACCUGAGGGUCAACCCUGUGACUGGAUGGGUCUAUGUCAACCAGCCCAUCUCACAGAGGACCUAUAUCACUCGAGACAUCGUCGCAACAGAUGGAGGAAACCGAAGCACCUCUGUGGAAUUAGCUGUCACCAUCACAAAUGUAAAGAACCAGCCACCUCAAUGGGAAAAGGAGAGCUACAGUGUGAUCAUCCCUGAGAACACCGCCCGAGACACACCUAUAGCGACAAUCAAGGCGACCUCUCAGCUGGGUGACCCGAGGGUGACCUACAACCUGGAGGACGGGAUGGUCCCUGAAACCAACAUGCCGGUUCGUUUCUAUCUCUCCCCCAACCGAGAGGACGGCUCAGCAUCCAUCCUAGUGUCUGAACCACUGGAUUAUGAAACCACUCCUUUCUUCUCUCUUCGUGUCCGAGCACAGAAUGUAGCUGCAGUGCCUCUUGCAGCUUUCACAACAGUUUAUGUCAAUAUUACAGAUGUCAAUGACAACGUGCCAUUUUUCACCUCCUCCAUCUACGAGGCCUCGGUGACAGAAGGAGCUCAAGUUGGGACCUCAGUCCUUCAAGUGUCUGCCCAUGACAAAGACCUGGGUCUUAAUGGGGAGAUUACCUACUCUCUGUUGAGUGACAGCAGUGGUGAUCACCAUCUGUUCCGCAUAGAUCCAAAACUAGGGAUCAUCUACACAGAGGCUGUGUUUGAUCGUGAGGCACGCAGCUCCUAUUUGCUGGAAGUUCAGUCUGAGGAUGGCCAGGAGUCAGCUCGACCAGGAAAAAACAAACAGCCUAACACAGACACAGCGUAUGUGCGGGUUUUCAUCAGUGACGUCAAUGACAACAAACCAGUCUUUGCUCAGCGGCUGUAUGAAGUCGGCGUUGAUGAAAAUGCAGAUGUGGGCUUGACUGUUGUCACUGUUAGCGCUAACGACGAGGAUGAAGGUGCCAAUGCCAAGCUGCGCUACCAGAUAACGUCUGGGAACAAGGGUGGUGUUUUUGACAUAGAGCCCGAAGUUGGGACAAUUUUUAUCGCACAGCCACUGGACUAUGAGCAGCAGAAGAGGUACAAGCUCCUGGUCCUCGCUUCUGAUGGGAAGUGGGAAGACUACGCAGCUGCUGUGGUUACCGUGGUUAAUAAGAAUGACGAAGCUCCUGUGUUCUCCAUGAAUGAAUACUAUGGAUCAGUCACAGAGGAGCUUGAUGGCUCACCUGUGUUUGUACUACAGGUGACAGCUACCGACCCAGACAAAGAUGCAGACCAGGGGGCCAUACGUUAUUCCAUUCAUGGCCAGGGGGCAGAGUCACACUUCAUGAUCAAUGACAUCACAGGGGAGAUGUACGCCCAGCGCACCAUGGACCGAGAAGAGCGUGCUGUGUGGCGCUUUGUUGUUAUGGCAACCGACGAAGAAGGCGAGGGGCUUACUGGCUUUACUGAUGUUAUAAUCAACGUGUGGGACAUCAAUGACAAUGCACCCACCUUCUCUUGUGCUCCUGAUAAUUGCCACAGCAGUGUGGCAGAGAAUUCCCCUCCUGGAACAUUUGUUGUGGAAAUGACAGCAAUAGACCUUGACGAUGCAGCAGUAGGUCAGAAUGCAAUUCUGACCUACAGGAUUAUUGAGAAUGUGCACAAUGCAAACAAUGUAGACCUUUUCACUAUUGAUUCCAGCACUGGCACAAUAUCGGUGGUAGCAGAAGGUCUGGACCGGGAGUUUGCCGACAGCCAUCACCUGGUGGUGGAGGCUCGGGAUGGUGGUGGUAUGACUGGGACUGCAACAGUUACUGUAGUGGUCACAGAUGUUAAUGACCAUGUCCCAAAGUUUAGUGAAGACUGGUGUGGUGCCCGCAUACCUGAGAGCACUAAUGUGGAUGGUCCCAUUCUGGAGUUGAGUGCUGUGGACCCUGACGCUGGCACUUACGGACAGGUGGCAUUUAGUAUCAUAGCAGGAGACUCUGAGCAAAGAUUCUAUAUGGUGAGUCACAGACUAGAGCAGACAGGGACUCUGAGACUGAAGAAGAACCUGGACUAUGAGAAUCCAGGGGAUCAGAGGUUUAACCUUACUAUUAAGGUGGAAGACUCUGACUUCUCCAGCCUUAUUCACUGCCUGGUUUUAUUGGAGGAUGAGAAUGAUAAUGCUCCUGUGUUUGACCCAAGCUCCCACCUGCUCUCUCCUUUGCCUGAGGAUGCAACUGUGGGAACCAGCAUCAUUCAGGUCGUGGCCACUGACUCUGACUCAGGCGUGAAUGGGGACAUUUAUUACAGCAUUCUUCCACAGUCUGACCCAUAUGGACAUUUUACAGUCAGCCGAGCCGGUGUGGUGACAGUGAGCAAGCCGCUGGAUAGGGAGACAGUGGCAGGUUAUGAGCUGGUUGUCAUGGCGACAGACCGGGGUACCCCAGCCUUGACUGGCAGUGCCACGGUCCACUUGCCACUGCUUGACAUGAAUGACAAUGGGCCGGAGCUAGAGGCAGCUUACACCCCUGUGCUGUGGGAAAACAGUCCAGCACCUCAAGUGGUCUGGCUCAACAGAAGCUCAACUCUGCUUCACGUUGUGGAUAGAGACUCCCCAGAGCACGGGCCUCCUUUCUCUCUCUCCCUGCCCUCACUCUACUCUACCGACUUCCAUCUACAGGAUCACGGAAACAGCUCUGCCACUCUCACAGCCCUGCGGAGAUUUGACAGGGAAAGACAAAGCGAGUGUCAUUUGCCUGUGAUUAUGACUGACAGCGGCCAUCCCCCAAUGACAGUCACAAGCACUCUCACCAUCACCAUUGGUGACCAGAAUGAUAACGCCCAUCAGGCAGGAGAGAAAGAUGUUUAUGUGCAUAGCCGCAAGGGAAGGAUGGCGAAUGCGGCACUGGGGAAGGUGUAUGCCCCAGAUCCUGAUGACUGGGACAACAAGACCUACACACUGGAGACAAGUGCAGCCAAAUACUUCAGUCUGAAUCAGAGCUCAGGAGUGCUGACCAUCCGACAGAACACUCCAGCAGGCAGCUACUGGUUGAGGGUUGGUGUGUCUGAUGGGGUGUGGCCUGAUGUGAUGUCAGGGGUCAGAGUUCAUGUCAGGGAGCUGGAGGAAAAGGCUAUCCUGUCAUCUGCCUCGCUGCGAUUGACCGGCAUUACAGCAAGAGAUUUUAUCGACUCUCAUGUCGAGGGAAAGAGUCGGCUAGAAAUGUUCUGGGACUUCCUGUCUGAAACCCUGUCUGUCAGACCGGCGAGCAUCAACAUUUUCAGCAUAGCAGACACAGCAGAGAAAACAGUGGACAUCCAUUUCUACGUGCUAACUGAUACUGGCUACCUGCGCCCAGAGAAACUGCAUGGCAUCCUCGCAGUACAUAAAAAGAAGCUGCAGUCACUGCUGCGUGUGAAUGUGAGCCAGGUGCAGAUAGAUGAGUGCGUGCACACAGACUGCAAGGCAUCCAGUGGCUGCUCAACAGGGCUAAGCAUCAGUGACUCGCCCACCCUGGUAGACUCAGGUGCUUUGUCCCUGGUCUCAGUCAAGGUGACAUCCACAGCUGUCUGUGGUUGCUCUGCCAGGGAAAUGUCACACAAACCCUGUGCCUCCUACCCCAGUAAUCCCUGCCUUAAUGGGGGAACUUGCAUCGACACCCAGAAUGGAUACAGGUGCCACUGCCCCCCACAGCUUGAGGGCCCAGACUGUCAGCAGACGAGACUUAGUUUCCUUGGCAACGGUUAUGCCUGGUUUCCCCCUAUAAGGCCAUGCUUUGAUAGCCAUCUUUCACUGGAGUUUAUGACAGAAGAAGAUGACGGACUGCUGCUGUACUCUGGCCCACUGGCCACUCUACUGCCUGGGGAUGCUGAAGACUACAUUGCCAUAGAGCUAAUCAGUGGGAUACCCAGUCUGAAAGUUAACCACGGUUCUGGGACUCUGGUCCUCCAAUUAACAAAUAACGCCGGGGUGGCUGACAGACGUUGGCAUCGCCUCGACGUGAGGAGCAACAGUAAAGAAGUCCGCUUCACUCUUGAUCGAUGUUCCAGUGCAAUUGUCAUGGAGACAGAAGGCGUGGACUCAUGGGCAAUGACAGAGGACCGCUCAUCCUGUGAAAUUCGAGGGGUCACACCCAACAGGGACAAGUAUCUCAAUGGAAGCCAUGUGCUGCAGCUUGGAGGGGUCAAUGAGAACAUAACAUACGAAUACCCACAGCUACAGUACAAACACUACACUGGAUGUAUUAGAAACCUGCUUGUGGACAGCAAGCUUUAUGACCUUGGCUCCCCAGCUGAAUCCUCCAACACUAUACCAGGCUGCUCUCUUAUUGAUGACCACUGCACCAAUACAGAGCAGCUUCCAUCUUGUGGUAAGAGGGGUCGCUGUCACAGUGAAUGGAGCUCCUUCAGCUGCAUAUGUGAGCCGGGCUUUACAGGUCCACAGUGUGACCAUGUCGCUCCAGAGUUCUCCUUUGAUGGCCGCAGCCACAUUCAGUUCCAGUUCUUGUGGUCCCUGCCUGCAAGACAGACUCGAGUCCAGCUUGGUGUUCGGACCCGUGCAGUCACCGGUGUUAUCCUCAGCUUGCUAUCCCAGGAACAGAAUGAAUACCUACGAUUAGAGGUUAUUCAGGGUCUGCUGGCUGUUUUCUACAACCUCGGAGAUGGAGAUUACAACCUGACACUCCAGUACCAUCAGUUCAGUGAUGGAGAGUGGCAUGAAGUUGAGCUGGAUCGCUUUGGGAGAGAGUUCACUCUGCGACUGGAUGGUGGAGGGGGCCGACGAGAGGUUACAGCCUCUCCUGGGCGCAGUCAGGAGAUAAUUAUAGACCCAUCACUGGUGAUGCUCGGAAACUCUUUUCCAUCAGGACACAACCGGAGCUUUCUUGGCUGUUUGCGAGAUCUGAGAUUUAAUGGUCGCUCUAUCCCUCUGGAUAGAGAGCAGCGUUCAGAGGGGCUUCAGGUGGUCACUUCCCAAGGCGUCUCGAUGGGCUGCAACUCAGACGCUUGCAGGAAGCAUCACUGCUCCCCUCCCCUGGUCUGCGUGGACCUCUGGAGACAUCAUGAGUGCAGGUGCCCCCCAGGCCACAUGACCAAAGAGAGCUCUUCGGGUAAAGUGUGUGUCUACACGUUGUGCGCCAGCCGGCCUUGCCGCCACGGUACUUGUGUGGCUCACUCGCCCUCCCGCUACUCGUGCCACUGCAGCCAGGGCUACAGGGGACGGCACUGCGAGGUGACGCUCGCCAUGUUCCAUAAUGAGGACAGCAACAGCCUCAGCCUCAGCUCCAUGUUCGCCAUCAGCAUCUGUGUCAUGGCCUUUCUAGUGUUGAUGCUGGGCCUGUUUCUGUACUCAUGCUGGAGGAGACACAAGGGCCUGAAGGAGGGUGUGUACCAUGUGUCUGCACACCACGGGGAGUGGGAGGACAUCCGAGAAAAUGUGCUUAACUACGACGAGGAAGGUGGAGGGGAGCAGGAUCAGAAUGCCUUUAACAUGGUGGAGCUGCAGCGCUCCCUCCAGCCCAGUCCUGCACAGUCCCUUCGCUACAGCUAUCCACAAAGCAUCAUCUCCUACCCCCAGACUAAACUACCCCAGGACAACAACAAGAAGGGGAUGUCAAACGGGAACGGCAGUGCAGCCAUCGCCCUGCGUCUGGCCAUUCCCCCGUCUGAAACAGAAACCCUCCCCUCCCCUCUGACUUUCCGACGUUCACAGAAAACCCUGUCCUUCUCCAGCCAGGAUUUGGCCCGCUACCUGUGUGAGGUUAUCAGGGACAUGGAGCACCCAGAGGAGCUCGGUACCAUGACCACACCGCGCCGUCCCUCCAGAAAGGAACGUGGCCUGGCGGCGGUGCGCUCCCUGAGCUCCCUCAGUGCAUCUCAGGGUUCAGAAGUCAGGCUUCAGGCUGCUCCGAGCGGCCGCCUGGACAGGUUCAAAACCCUCCGAGCUGUGGUUAGUGAUUUGAGAGGAGACUCCAAGACUCCGGAGGGCCAGAGAGACAAAAUGAAGGAGAGCAGAGGGCAGUUGAAUUGUGAGAAGAGUGGGUAAGACUGCACUCGGAUAAACACAACUGAAACUUGUGAAAAAGCAACACUUAUAAGAGGGCGAGGGUGGAAUUCCAAAGGGAGAUAAUUAAAUGUGAAAUACUCUGAGACUGGGAGGUUGCCCAGGGUCUAUGUGAAGUCUGCUAUAAAUGUACUGUAUUGAUGAAACUUUGAACAGUUCUUUGAUAUAAAAUGUUUACCAAUGAAUGAUAAGAUGUAAUGUAUUGUUUACUUGGCAUUGCACUGUACAGUAUUUAUUCCAAUGAAAGCACUUUUGGAAGCACCCUGUGUCACAGCAUUCAUGUCAUAAAACUCAUAAGAGUAAUGUCUGCAAGUAAGAAGGCAAAUGAAUUUCCCAUGAGAGAACCAGGUCCUUUCUGUUGUUAAUGACUCAUGAAAUCAUUUAUGUGACAAAGAUGAUUUUGUUUCAUUUGUAUUAUCUAUUUCCUUUUAAAUAAAUAUCUUUGAUAAUA
Molecule: messenger RNA, 9507 nt
Organism: Sphaeramia orbicularis (orbiculate cardinalfish)
Lineage: Eukaryota; Metazoa; Chordata; Actinopteri; Kurtiformes; Apogonidae
Product: neural-cadherin-like
Exons: 33
Coding region: 294-9038 (2914 amino acids)
Biological process (GO): homophilic cell-cell adhesion
Cellular component (GO): cell-cell junction; plasma membrane
Molecular function (GO): calcium ion binding
Source: RefSeq, a predicted model, not a curated record